This is a messenger RNA of Raphanus sativus (radish), 771 nucleotides long. RefSeq lists its product as uncharacterized. The record is from RefSeq and is a predicted model, not a curated record. The transcript is spliced from 2 exons. The coding region runs from base 1 to 771 and encodes 256 amino acids. NCBI's taxonomy places the organism in Eukaryota, Viridiplantae, Streptophyta, Magnoliopsida, Brassicales, Brassicaceae.
AUGGGUCCAUGCUUUAGGAACUAUUUGAAUGCCCUAGAGAAGAAGUCCAUCCGCGGACCUGCGAUUCCCCUGAAUUCAACCAGGCGUACGAGGGACCCUCAGGUUGAAGAAAUGAUCAGACAGAUUAAGAACUUUAAAGUUGUUUUGCAGAAUAAUGUGGAAGAUAAAGCUCUAUGGAGGCAGGGAGAUGGGAUUUUUGGCGCUCAUUUCUCAACAUUCUCAACUUGGGACAUGAUUCGAGAGAGGCGUCAAUCUGUCCCAUGGCAAAAACUAGUCUGGUUUAAACAGGGAGUUCCAAGGUUUGCUUUCAUCACCUGGUUGGCGGUUAAAGACAGGCUCUCUACUGGAGUUAAAAUGCGAACUUGGGGUCAAAAUCAAGGGUGUCUUUUUUGCGGGGAUCCGGAGGAAACGAGGGACCAUUUGUUCUUCGCGUAUCCCUAUACUUACACGCUCUGGCUGCAGGUAUUGGGGACGUUAAUACAGCCAGCACCAUCACCGGAUUGGGAGGAGAAUGUUCAAGUACUUCUGGCCGGCUCUCAUGGUUUGCUGGUCUCUAUACUUGUGCGUUUAUCUUUCCAAGUUACAGUAUACUACUUAUGGCGUGAAAGGAAAGAAAGAAGACACUCUCAGCGUACCAGAACAGUGGAUCAGCUAGCAAGGAUAAUUGACAAAACCAUCAGGCAGCGCAUUCUUUCCACCAGAUAUGCAGAGAAACCAAAGUUGAGAGACUUACUUCAGUGUUGGUUUGGAGCUCAUAUGAGACAUAGUUAG